Molecule: messenger RNA, 1371 nt
Organism: Cokeromyces recurvatus
Lineage: Eukaryota; Fungi; Mucoromycota; Mucoromycetes; Mucorales; Mucoraceae
Exons: 6
Coding region: 192-1319 (375 amino acids)
Source: RefSeq, a predicted model, not a curated record
AAAAAAUAAGGAGAAAAGAAAAAAUAAGGAGAAAAGAAAAAAUAAGGAGAAAAGAAAGGAGAAAAUAUAAAAGCACCUAAUUUUAUGAUAAGGAAAUUAUUUUUUUGUUCGUUUUUCAGUUAAAAUAUAGUCUGAUCAACUAGUAAUUUAAUAGCACUGCCACUGAAAAGUUUUAACUACGAAUUUAAUUCAUGUCUAAAAGAAAUUUAAGAUCCCUUGAACACCUUGCUGAUGAAGAGCAAAAGCUUUAUAUUAACAUUAGAAGAAAUAGAAUCAGAAAGCAGAAUGAGAAAUCAAAGAAAUUUGAUUACUUCGAGUGGGUCACCAAAAAUAAUAUUUAUGAUUGUUCUGAUAAGAGUAAGCACUCUCAUUUUGACAAUUUAUCUCAAGAAAUAGUAUUUGAAUUGGACCAACUAAACAAGAAGCAAUUCAACAUUGAGAAUGUUGUUUUUAGCAAAUUAUCUAAGAUAAUGAAUACAUCCCUUUCUUGGAAGAAAAAGCUUGCUGCAGUUGAAAAGUUUACUGCUAUUAAUAAUAACGAACGCGCUCAAAAAGAGGUUUAUCGAUUUAUUUUGAAUCAACAUGUACAUAAAGCAAACCUUUUUUCCGAUAGCAGCAUAAAGAGCUAUUCCGAAGAAGAUUUUAAGUUGAAGUUCUGGUCGCAUAUUUUCGAAGAAAUCUUUGGAUACAGCGACAUCAGCUUGAAAUGGGGAGAUACCGUUCCUAGCUCUUUGAGCAAGUCUAAGAUCAUUUCAAAGAUGGAUCUCCGUGUGGGUGCAUUAACAUCACCUUUAGAUUACUCCCUCGCUGAGUUUGCGAAGAAAUGCACUUCCCACAAGUACUACCUUGACAAGCUUAAGUUGAUCUUAAUCUCAAAAUUACAUUUAAACUUGCUUGUACAGAAUCUCCAGUGCAAAGAAACUGAUUUGUAUGUCCCCUUCAUGCAGAUCAUGGGGUUUGAUUGUCACUUGCUACACCUUGUUUUGGUGAAGCCAAAACAAUACAUGUUGGUUAACGUAGUCACUUUUUCAUAUCCUGUGACUAAGAAACAAAUAAAUGAAGGUGGAAUUGAGCAAUUGAUAAAUGUUCUUUCAUAUAUUAAGAGAUCAGCAAUUAAAAUGAAGGAACAAAUCAAUUCUGCUAAGAUUGAGAAACAUGUUAGCAAGAUUGAUAACCUUUUAAAUACAAGCCCUAUUGUUGAAUCGAAAAAACGGGGAACAAAGGUUAUCUGGCCAGACAAGACAAUUUUAGAUGAUGUCUGUAUGUGGGAUGACAACACUGAAGAUGGUUGUUAUGAUUGUAGUCGUAUUUACAACUAAGUUAAUAGAAAUAAACUAUCAUUUAUUUAAAUAAUAAAGAAUUUAUUCGAAU